AGCUAAAGUUUUCUUUCAGUUGCCGUUCGGAGGAACAGACCGUCAAAACAAUGGACAUUGACGAAUAUGACUUGUAUACAGCAGGCACUGAGGGUCAAGAUGCUGGACCAUCUCUGGAUGACAUCUAUCAGUCAUACUUCCUGCCAGAGGAGGACAUUUAUACAGCUGGUGAUGAAAUGCCACAACCCUCAGCACCACUGGAUAUCGCUAAAUUUAAAAUCAAAGUGGACUGGACAGAACCAUUUCCAGAGAGAUGGAGAGCUAGAUUACAGAAAGCCCUUCAGAGCUGGUUGUCCAGACUGGAAGGAACAGCAUCAGUCCACAGCGUUAAACUCAUGGAUGAUCCAUCCUGUGCAGAGGUGCAGAUAACACCAUCAACAGCUCUAAAGGUUUUAAAAUAUCACAGAACAGCAUCUCUUCACUUUAAAAAUAUUAAGGAUGGUAAAGUUAAAGGAGAUAAGGAAGUGACUGCACAGAUUUAUCUGGAUGAAGCAGAUUCUGUGACUGUACAAAUGUCCCUGCUGGAGGAGAACAAAGCUCCAUCAUCAAAGGUGAACAGAACCAAACCUGUGACUUCAGUAGUAUCAGAAGACACAAACAAUAGCGAGGAUGUUGCAGCGAACAGAGCUUCAAACGAUGCUGAGAUCCCAAAAACAUUUAAAAGGACCCCAGAGACCUCAGCUGGAUUUACUGUCCCCCUCCAUCAGUUCUGGUACAUGCUUCAUGCUUACAGAAAGGAGAUAGAGAAAAUUGAGAAACAACAUGGAGUCAUUAUGCAUGCAGAAGUGUCAGUCUCAUUCAUAUCCACCCAGAACUCAAGCCCUGAUUCGGUCUCCAAAGCCUCUGAGGAUUUUCGGAAUCUUGUCACUGAUUGUGUGGUUCAUUUUAGUGAUGCUGCCAUUAAUCAUAAUGACAUGAAUUCAGAUAUUGUGAAGGAGGCAAUUCAUACCAUCCAGUCAGAGGAGGCAAAGUUGAUGUUGACCAUGUCUGCCAGCGACUGCCGGUUCUUAGGACCGAAUAAAAUUACAGACAUGAUUAAAAGAGAGACAACAAGAGUGGAACAACAAUUCAAAGACAAAUCAAAUGAAAUGGAUGUAGAUAACAAUGUUUCUCCACAAAGCAGGUUUUCACUGGAAAUGGACACUAAGGACCUUCCAACUCAACUUGAGAUGGACAAGGUUCAUUGGGAUCUGAUGAAUCUUUCCUAUAAAGAACAAUUAUCACAGCUUGAAACAAAGUAUGGAGUGUCAUUGCAUGAAGACAAAAUGCAGAAAAAUUUAAUUAAGGUUCAAACUCGAUCUAAAGGAGUUCAGCAUAUUAAUCUGGAUAGUCAUGCCCUCAGAGCUUUAACACAACUCUACCAGAAACUUGCCUCAGCCACUGUCAGCUGUAAACUCACAAACCUUACAGAUAAAACUGACGUGGCAGCACUAUUAGAGAAACUUCAGCAGCAGCAUCGUGUUGUUGCAGCAGCAGAUAGACUCAGUCCCUGGAGGCUUGUUGGACUGCCAGAACAUCUCGGUCCUGCCAUUGCUGAAAUUGAGAAGACACUUCAGAGGAAUGUGUUUGAUGACAAAAUGAAGAAAUUGAUUGGUUACUCAGGUGACAUUCCUCACACAAGAAAAAUCAACUGGAAUCAGAUGCCUGAUUAUGGACCAGGAGCAGUGGGUGGAGCAGUACAGGAUGAGGGAGUGAAGUUUAGAGGGCAAGGCAAAGCAGAUGCUGGUUUCAAUGAAGAGUCAAAAGACAAUUCUAGACAUGAGAGUAAAGGUGCUCAUGCUGAAGAGGAGACAUGUACUAUUUGUAUGGACAGCUUCACCAACAAGACAAAACUGAAAUGUGGGCAUGAAUUCUGUCAGGAAUGUAUAAGGAUGUCAGUGGAGAGUCUGGGAUCCAUCUGUCCUGUGUGCAAGGAAGAAAUGACCAGCCUGAUCUUUACUGUUGGGACCUCUACAACCUCCGGUUUAGAGAGCGCUGUCACCUGGAAUGAUAUUCAUCAUAAGAUCAAUACACACGGCGGGCCUCUAAAGUAUGGCUAUCCAGACCCUGACUACCUGAAGAGAGUAAAGGAUGAGUUGAAGGCCAAAGGCAUUGAAUGAAGAUUUUAUUGAUGUUCCCAAAUGCACAUCUAAGCCAAAUGUUUACAAAUAAGCCAUUGAUUGAUUAUUAUAUUGUAAUAUACUUAUUUUAUAUAUAGUGACUUUCAGAAGUAUUCAGACCCUUGACCAGUUUACUGAAAAACAAACUAUUGAACUCUUGUUCGGUGUGAAGCAACUCUUAAAUCUCAAAAUUAAUUAUUUGAAAGCAGGAUUGGUUUUAACAAAAUAAAUAAAAAACUAAAAACAUACAAUCUUCCAAAAAAUGCAACCCCCUCUGCUCUGGAGAUCCAUGUUUACAC
This is a messenger RNA of Sinocyclocheilus rhinocerous, 2398 nucleotides long. RefSeq names its product E3 ubiquitin-protein ligase DTX3L-like. Lineage: Eukaryota; Metazoa; Chordata; Actinopteri; Cypriniformes; Cyprinidae. Bases 51 to 2099 code for a protein of 682 amino acids. The transcript has 7 exons. Gene Ontology annotation, biological process: protein ubiquitination; Notch signaling pathway. The record is from RefSeq and is a predicted model, not a curated record.